Molecule: messenger RNA, 225 nt
Organism: Gongylonema pulchrum
Lineage: Eukaryota; Metazoa; Nematoda; Chromadorea; Rhabditida; Gongylonematidae
Source: the annotation of a GenBank genome assembly
AUGUUGACACUGGGCAAAUACAUGCCAAUAAUAUGUACGCCAGACAAUUCGAUUGAAGACGAUGUUUGUCCAUAUGGCUACGAAUGCCUUCGGUCCAUCACGGAUUUCGCUCAAGGGCUGUCACAACCAAACUAUUCAAACGAAAGGGAACUAACUCAUCAUCGAACACUGGAAACCAGAAGAGCAAACGACCACCAACAACAAGCAGUUUACUGGCAAGAUUGA